Dioscorea cayenensis subsp. rotundata (Guinea yam) is the source of this 1604-nucleotide messenger RNA. RefSeq names its product probable magnesium transporter NIPA2. The record is from RefSeq and is a predicted model, not a curated record. Bases 165 to 1154 code for a protein of 329 amino acids. Gene Ontology annotation, molecular function: magnesium ion transmembrane transporter activity. NCBI's taxonomy places the organism in Eukaryota, Viridiplantae, Streptophyta, Magnoliopsida, Dioscoreales, Dioscoreaceae. Gene Ontology annotation, biological process: magnesium ion transport. The transcript is spliced from 8 exons. Gene Ontology annotation, cellular component: membrane.
UCACCUCCUUCUUACAUUCCAAUUCACAAUCCAAACCCAAAAAAAAAAAGGAAAAAAAGAAAAGGAAAACAUUACAACAUUGUGUGUGUGUGUUUAAUUUUUAUUUGAAGGAUCUCUUGUAUUGUGGCCCCAUUUUUGAUAUAUCAGCAACGUAUAACAAAAAAAUGUUUCAAGAAAUGGGCAUGUCUAAAGACAACAUAAGGGGCCUCAUAUUAGCCCUUGCUUCCAGUUUUCUCAUCGGCACCAGCUUCGUCGUCAAGAAGAUCGGUCUUCGAAAGGCCGGGGCCUCCGGUGUAAGCGCAGGUUUAGGAGGCUUUUCUUAUUUGUAUGAACCAUUGUGGUGGAUUGGAAUGGUUGCUAGUAUUUUGGGUGAGACAGCAAACUUUGCUGCAUAUGCAUUUGCUCCUGCAAUUCUUGUGACUCCAUUGGGAGCUAUGAGUAUAAUUGUCAGUGCAGUUUUAGCUCAUUUUGUUUUGAGUGAGAAAUUGCAUGUAUUUGGGAUUGUUGGUUGCAUUCUAUGCAUUGUUGGUUCUACAAACAUUGUCCUUCAUGCACCAAAAGAGAGAGAGAUCACUUCUGUCAAAGAACUCUGGCAUCUUGCUACUCAGCCAGGAUUCAUUGUAUAUUCAAUUGUGGUUGUUGGUUUGGUUCUGCUCCUAGUCUUCAAAUAUGCCUCUAAAUAUGGUAACAAAUAUCUGGUGAUAUAUGUUGGCAUCUGUUCAUUAAUGGGUUCUCUCACAGUAAUGAGUGUGAAGGCAUUGGGCAUUGCCUUAAAGCUAACUUUUAGUGGCUCUAAUCAGUUCCUCUAUGCUCAGACUUGGUUUUUUGCAUUUGUUCUUAGUGUUUGUGUUAUCAUGCAGCUCAAUUUCCUCAAUAAGGCAUUGGACAUCUUUAACACUGCUGUUGUGUCACCUGUCUACUAUGUGAUGUUCACCAUUCUAACAAUCCUUGCUAGCAUGAUCAUGUUCAAGGACUGGUCUUCACAAGAUGCAAUGGAAAUAGCAACAGAAAUAUGCGGCUUGCUUACAAUUAUAUCAGGGACUUACCUUCUCCACAAGACGAAUGACAUGGGUGACAGCAAGACCAGCCUCGAUCCAUCAAACGGAAGGGCAAACGGUUUAACGACUCCAACCAGUUCACAAAACUCGCAUUGAUCUUGUCUAGCCAUACUGCAGUACUUUAGCAUCUUUCUCAUGCUCGAUCUCCAUCUCUUAUCUGCAAGUUAGAAGCACCUGGGGAUAACAAUUGUUGAUCAUGCAUUUCAUGCUAAUGCUAGAUAAUAGUGUGUUCAAUUUUGCAAAUAUAUAUCAUACGACCUCUAACCGUCAGAAUUUAAAAACUAAAAUAAUGAUGGGAGAUUGUCCUCAGAUGAUUGGGACACACAGAGCAAUGUUGUCAUUCAUGCUGUUAAAUUUCAGUUCUUGGAGAUGUUACAUAGCUAUCAUAUUCAUGCUAAGAAGUGGGAGUGAUGCUAAAGUAUGUACUUCGUAUAUGUUGUAAACCAAUGUGCAAUUGGAACUGAUAUCCAAAGUUGAGAUUGUCUGGAAUUUUUUAUGAUUCCUCAUGUUAUGUUUGCAAAUUCAUUCCAAGUCUGUGUCCUACUA